AUGGUAACGUCAUCUGGGAAGGAGUGUGAGAGUGAGAGUGAGAAGUGCGAUUGUGAGAGUGAGGGCGAUUGUGAGAGUGAGGGCGAUUGUGAGAGUGAGGGCGAUUGUGAGAGUGAGGGCGAUUGUGAGAGUGAGGGCGAUUGUGAGAGUGAGGGCGAUUGUGAGAGUGAGGGCGAUUGUGAGAGUGAGGGCGAUUGUGAGAGUGAGGGCGAUUGUGAGAGUGAGGGCGAUUGUGAGAGUGAGGGCGAUUGUGAGAGUGAGGGCGAUUGUGAGAGUGAGGGCGAUUGUGAGAGUGAGGGCGAUUGUGAGAGUGAGGGCGAUCGUGAGAGUGAGGGCGAUCGUGAGAGUGAGGGCGAUCGUGAGAGUGAGGGCGAUCGUGAGAGUGAGGGCGAUCGUGAGAGUGAGGGCGAUCGUGAGAGUGAGGGCGAUCGUGAGAGUGAGGGCGAUCGUGAGAGUGAGGGCGAUCGUGAGAGUGAGGGCGAUCGUGAGAGUGAGGGCGAUCGUGAGAGUGAGGGCGAUUGUGAGAGGGAGGGCGAUUGUGAGAGGGAGGGCGAUUGUGAGAGGGAGGGCGAUUGUGAGAGGGAGGGCGAUUGUGAGAGGGAGGGCGAUUGUGAGAGGGAGGGCGAUUGUGAGAGGGAGGGCGAUUGUGAGAGGGAGGGCGAUUGUGAGAGGGAGGGCGAUUGUGAGAGGGAGGGCGAUUGUGAGAGGGAGGGCGAUUGUGAGAGGGAGGGCGAUUGUGAGAGGGAGGGCGAUUGUGAGAGGGAGGGCGAUUGUGAGAGCGAGGGCGAUUGUGAGAGGGAGGGCGAUUGUGAGAGGGAGGGCGAUUGUGAGAGGGAGGGCGAUUGUGAGAGCGAGGGCGAUUGUGAGAGCGAGGGCGAUUGUGAGAGCGAGGGCGAUUGUGAGAGCGAGGGCGAUUGUGAGAGCGAGGGCGAUUGUGAGAGCGAGGGCGAUUGUGAGAGCGAGGGCGAUUGUGAGAGCGAGGGCGAUUGUGAGAGCGAGGGCGAUUGUGAGAGCGAGGGCGAUUGUGAGAGCGAGGGCGAUUGUGAGAGCGAGGGCGAUUGUGAGAGCGAGGGCGAUUGUGAGAGCGAGGGCGAUUGUGAGAGCGAGGGCGAUUGUGAGAGCGAGGGCGAUUGUGAGAGCGAGGGCGAUUGUGAGAGCGAGGGCGAUUGUGAGAGCGAGGGCGAUUGUGAGAGCGAGGGCGAUUCGAGGGGCGAUUGUGAGAGCGAGGGCGAUUGUGAGAGCGAGGGCGAUUGUGAGAGCGAGGGCGAUUGUGAGAGCGAGGGCGAUUGUGAGAGCGAGGGCGAUUGUGAGAGCGAGGGCGAUUGUGAGAGCGAGGGCGAUUGUGAGAGUGAGGGCGAUCGUGAGAGUGAUUGUGAGAGCGAAAGUGAUUGUGAGAGUGAGGGCGAUUGUACUGAGAUGAAUAUGCAGAAUGCCAAAAAUAUAAGCAUUGAAAGUGAAUAA
Messenger RNA from Penaeus chinensis, 1461 nucleotides. Its product is annotated as cysteine-rich, acidic integral membrane protein-like. The record is from RefSeq and is a predicted model, not a curated record. The transcript has 5 exons. The coding region runs from base 1 to 1461 and encodes 486 amino acids. Lineage: Eukaryota; Metazoa; Arthropoda; Malacostraca; Decapoda; Penaeidae.